Messenger RNA from Fulvia fulva, 2529 nucleotides. Its product is annotated as pH-response regulator protein palF/RIM8. The record is from RefSeq and is a predicted model, not a curated record. The coding region runs from base 1 to 2529 and encodes 842 amino acids. Gene Ontology annotation, cellular component: plasma membrane; cytosol; cytoplasm. Gene Ontology annotation, biological process: ubiquitin-dependent endocytosis. Gene Ontology annotation, molecular function: protein-macromolecule adaptor activity; ubiquitin protein ligase binding. The transcript has 2 exons. NCBI's taxonomy places the organism in Eukaryota, Fungi, Ascomycota, Dothideomycetes, Mycosphaerellales, Mycosphaerellaceae.
AUGCCGCAGACUGAACGCUCUCCUUCCGUAUCCUCGACGCCGCGCUCCGGACGACGCCUGCUCUCGCGCAUCACAUCGCCCUUCGCCAGCAAGACGCGCAACGUCACCGAUUUCUACGUCCAGAUCCCCGACGUCCACAAACAGUACGGCCCGGGCGAAACAGUCUCGGGCGCCGUACAUCUGCGAGUCGCGAAACCGAUACGCGUGACGCACGUGGUGGUCUGUCUGCACGGCUAUGUGCAGGUGUACAAGAAUCCGGGCUGUCCGCCCGCCGAUGGCUAUCGCGCGAACAGUACACAGGUCGGAACGGGCAGAGGCAGCAGGACAGGCGAGUACUUCGGCAAUGGCUUCGCAUCGCUGUUCGAAGACGAGGUCGUGCUUUGCGGAGAUGGAAAGCUUGGCGAGGGAGCAUACCAGUUCGAGUUCAACCUCGAGUUUCCAGAUCGCGAUCUGCCCAGCAGUAUAUCUUUUGAGCGAGGAACUAUAUCCUACAUGAUCACGGCCACCAUUACGAGACCCACCACUAUCUCGCCCACCAUUCAGUGCGACCACAAGGUCUAUUACGUGGAAAGCAUAGACAUCUCAUCACUACUCCCACCCAAGGCGAGGACGAUCACGCUGGAAGCAAUAUCGCGCCGGACCAAAGCCAAAGGUCAAGCGAGGAGACUGGUCGACAGCGAUCGAACAGGUCGCAAAGGCGACUCCAAAGUGGGCUCAAGCGAGCGUCGAGACAGUCAGACCUCAUCAUCGCCAAGUGUGGCCCCAAACGGCGAGCGCAGCUUGCAGAGUCCUUCACCCAGCGAGCAGAGCUUCGAUAGCUUGGUCACGGGCAGUCAGGGUCGUCCCUCCCACCAGGAGUCCAAUGCCACUUCUCCGAGACAGAGCGAUGUCAGCAGGCAGACCACCGCCAACGGCAACUCAUCUGUCACUACUCGGACCAUCAACGCCACGGUUGAAUCAAUGAAAGGAGGCUGCCUUCGCGGGGAUCACAUUCCUGUCAAAGUACAUGUCAACCACAUCAAGCAUGUCAAGAGCUUGCAUGGUGUGAUCAUCACGCUUUACCGGCAAGCUCGAGUUGACAUGCAUCCUUCCAUUCCACUGGGUCCCACCGAGAAAGGCAAGGAAGCCAGAUACGAAGAUUAUUACCCGAAAUCAGCUACAGGUCUUGGCGGAUUAUCCUUGUCUGGAGCGGGAUCAAGUCACAUGUUUCGGAAGGACUUGUCUCAGACUGUUGUGCCUCUCAUCGUGGAUCCAAACUCGUUGACGGCGGAAGUCACUGGUAAAGUACAUGUGGAUGCGGAGGAGUUCCCGACGAUAUCAACGGUACCAGGAGCCAUGAUCAGCUUUCGGUACUACAUUGAAGUCGUAAUUGACAUUCAAGGCAAGCUUUCUACUCAAGACCGCAACUUGGGCAAUCUUGGCGGCUUGGCCAAUACUUUGAUACAAGGCCCCACGACCCCUGGUGUCGAGCGAGAACGAACCGCAUACACUGGUUCUGGAACUCCGUUGAUCGACACCGCCGGCUUGCGACGUGACAAGGGCGUUGUAUCGUGUACGUUUGAGGUCGUCGUUGGAACGAGAGACACUGAGCGCAAUCGCAACAAAGGCAAGCAAAGGGCGGAGCCCGUCGCGGACACUUCAACCCAAUCAACCCAGCGGCUCCCGGCCAGUAUGCCGGCUCAACAGGAUGCACAACCGGGUGCUGACCGGAAUGGAGAUCACGCUCAGUAUGCUAACGACUGGUAUGGCUAUGAUCAGGGUUACGACCCACAUUUUUACCAUUAUCAUCACCAAUAUCACCCCUCUACACGACAGGGAUAUCAGGUCCAUGAAAAUGGUUACCAUCAUCCGAUGACGAACGGCAACGGCUAUCAUGACUACAACGAAUACGCAUCGCCUGCAUACAUUGCACCUCCACCGAUACCCAUACCGGCCCCUGAGGACGAAUCACAGCUGACGGAGAAAGAACGUGUGCACCGUGCCGAGCAGCGACUUUUGCCUAGUCAGCCACCUGACGCUGAUGGCCAAGCAAGUGCGGGCGCUGCUCCAAGUGCACCGUACCUACCAGAUGAGCAACCGAAUGGAAGCUUUGCGGCCGCGAUCGCGCCUCCUGCAUUCACGCUCCAUCCCCCAACUGCGAUGGUUAGCUCAUCCGCGAUCGGCACUUCCUUCACUCCUCUUGACUAUGCCAGCAGCAUACCCUUACCCAGGACACCGGUGUAUGAGGAGCGGGAAGGUCAAUCAUAUCUGCCGAGUACGCCGGCUUACGAGCCACGAGAUGGCGGCGCGCUGACACCAAUACCAUCGAGGACAUUACCACCGACUGACGACAAGCGAGAACUAGAGAGGAGAAAUCUUCAGAUGGAAGCGUCAGCACCACCGAAUGAUGAUACUGAAGAAGCGGGACCCUCAGGUGUUCACGCACCUUCAGCGCCCGUGCUUGAUGAGAAUGAAGAGCUGUAUGGACUUUCACAUGACAGCCAUGCUGAUGCGUCGGCGAGUUCGGAACUGCCGAGGUAUGAGAGGUAA